Callorhinchus milii (elephant shark) is the source of this 3351-nucleotide messenger RNA. RefSeq names its product T-box transcription factor 1 (gene tbx1). Gene Ontology annotation, biological process: positive regulation of DNA-templated transcription; cell fate specification; regulation of transcription by RNA polymerase II. Gene Ontology annotation, molecular function: DNA-binding transcription factor activity, RNA polymerase II-specific; RNA polymerase II cis-regulatory region sequence-specific DNA binding. The transcript has 8 exons. Bases 111 to 1433 code for a protein of 440 amino acids. The record is from RefSeq and is a predicted model, not a curated record. Gene Ontology annotation, cellular component: nucleus. Lineage: Eukaryota; Metazoa; Chordata; Chondrichthyes; Chimaeriformes; Callorhinchidae.
CCGCUUUCACAAUCGCUUCUCUGAUUUCAGCCGCCGACAGCUCAGUGAAGGCGGCGGUGUGCGCGGCCCGGGGCCCGGGGCCGGUCAGGCUGUGUGCUGACCCGACUGGGAUGCAUUAUAGCGCCGUGACCAGAGACAUGGAAGCUUUCACAGCGAACAGCAUUAACAGCCUGAACUCCAGCGGCGGUUACCACCUCUCCCCCUCCCCCGGAGACACCGGCAGUUUCACCCACGAAGCCCACUACCAGCAGCCGUGCCCGGCCGGAGCCCAGGGCUACCCGGGAUUCGGUACUAACUCGGGCCCGGAGCCAGACAGCGACCCCCGGCCCCCGGACCACUCCCCCACCGGCAAAUCAGCCGUCAAGAAAAACCCCAAAGUGUCCAACAUCAACGUACAGCUGGAGAUGAAAGCCCUGUGGGAUGAGUUUAACCAACUGGGAACCGAAAUGAUUGUGACUAAAGCAGGAAGGAGAAUGUUCCCCACUUUCCAAGUGAAGAUCUUUGGGAUGGACCCGAUGGCUGACUAUAUGCUGUUGAUGGAUUUUGUCCCCGUUGAUGACAAAAGAUACCGAUAUGCCUUCCACAGCAGCUCCUGGUUAGUGGCAGGGAAGGCAGACCCCGCUACCCCAGGGAGGGUCCAUUACCAUCCUGAUUCCCCGGCCAAGGGCGCCCAGUGGAUGAAGCAAAUCGUGUCGUUCGACAAGUUGAAACUAACCAACAAUUUACUGGAUGAUAAUGGGCAUAUCAUCCUGAACUCCAUGCACAGAUACCAGCCAAGGUUUCACGUGGUCUAUGUUGACCCGAGGAAAGAUAGCGAGAAAUACGCCGAGGAGAACUUCAAGACCUUCCUAUUUGAGGAGACGCGGUUUACAGCAGUGACGGCCUAUCAGAACCACAGAAUCACGCAACUAAAAAUUGCAAGCAACCCGUUUGCAAAAGGAUUCAGAGAUUGUGACCCAGAAGAAUGGCCGAGAAACCACAGACCCGGGUCCCUGCAGCUGAUCAGUGCCUUCGCCAGAAACCGCAACCCAGUGUCUUCCUCUCAACAGAACGGCAGUGACAAAGACGGAGACUCCAGGAGUGAGUACGACAGAGAUCUGAGCCGGACGUCAAUGCACCCGGACCAUCCACACCAGCAGCAGCUCAUGUCCCGGGUGUUGAGCCCAGCGCUAACGGGGGGGCUUCACCCGCUGAGCAGACCGAACCCACCCCACGAACUGCGGCUGGACCCUCACACACAGCCCCCGGAGGGUCUGCACCACACCUACAAAUACCGCUCCUACCACCACGAGGCCUAUAUCGGUGCCAAAAGCAGACCCAGCCCGUACCCUCUGCCCGGCAUAUCGGGGCACGGUUACCAUCACAUGAACCCCGCCGCCAACAUGUACCCCCCCACCUCGGCCCCCGCCAAUUACGACUACGGCCACCGAUAGCCGCUGACUCCCAGCGACGCCUCCUGCUGUGUCUGCCUUAAAGAGGAACAGACUCUUGACGCUGCGAAUAAUGUAGAGAAGAUUGCGGAGACUGGGAAUGAAUGAGUUAAUUAAUUAAUGAAUCGAUUAACCCGAGUCUCGAAGCUUUUUAACCUGAGUUGAAUCCACCGUUCCGAUCCAUGUUCCGCGUUUUGGAAGCUGCUGGGUGGGCGGGUGGGUGGGAGACGGAUGGAUGAUUGACAUUUGCUGCGGCCAAUCAGCAUCUGCACAGCGGUUGAGUGACAGCGGGCGGAACCCAAUGGCUAUCUCUGAUAGGCUGUGUGCGUGGAGGGGGGGCGGGUCCCGGUUGGCGAGUGUUGGCUGGAUGGUAAAGAUGGAAAGUGGAUCAAGUGAUUUCAGGGAAUGGAAGGACUGACUGGAGAACGGGAUCAUUAAGGAAGACAGAACGUCAAUGGGAGUAUUUUGCAUAGUUUUUGUGUCGUUGCACUUUCUUUGAGAGCUUGAAAGAGAGAGAGAGAGAGAGAGAAAGCCAUAUGUUGUUCAUUAGAGGGAUGAUAGACACAAACUACUUGUCAACGUCACCAUAUAGUUAAAGGCUGAAACCAGGAUUUUUUUGUAUUAUUAUUAUUAUUAUCAUUGAUAUUUCUUCCUCUGUGUGUGUGCUUCGAUUGUAUUAAUAGUGGGUGUAUCAUUCACGUUCAAGAUUAAACUAGAACAUCAUAUCACAUGCCCUGUGCAUUAAAGUAUUACAUUUUAAAACAUGCUAAUGGAAUAAAUAUCACUUUUGUUUAAUUAAAAAGAGACAGAAAUCUCUCGAUUUAUGUCCACCAUAAACUAUUGUAUUGACUCAGAUCUAAGUCAACGAGAAUCGCAAUACAAUUUAAAGUUACCUACUGAUUUUAUAUAUAUAUAUACAUGUAUAUAUAAAUAUAUUUUUAAUUUAAUCCGUAGUGUGUGCAAACAACCACUGAAUAUGUGUUAAUAUGUUAAUGGCAUGUUACAUUGCUUUUUUUUCUGCUCUUAAAAAUACAGGCAAAAUUGAGCAUUUGUGGAGUCCUGUAGUGUAGUGGUUAGUGAGCUCGCCUCGCGAGCGAGAGAACCCAGGUUUGAUUCCCAGGCGGGGCAAAACCUUAGACAAGUUUCUUUACUCCACACACACACGCCUCUGUGUACCUCGCAGUGAGUAGGAACCCGGUUGUUAGUCGAUUGUCAGAUCGUUUUCCGGGGGUAAUGAUCACUCAGAAAGAAAUGUGUGAUCACUCAAUCCACGACUGUUUGUGAGACACUGCUGUGUUCAGUUAGCUGCCGCGCUUCGCACUAAAAAUACACAGUCACUCCACUUUACAGUAUAUUCUGUGAAGCACUUUGAGAGGUCUCAACAACGUGAUAAGGCGCUAUAUCAAAUGCAAGGAUUAUUAUGAAGUGUUGUGCAUGUUUUGGUCUCUCCUAAUGUCUGGGAGUUAAAUGAUAUUUUUUUUCUGUAGCUGUAACUGAAAACAGUGAGAGACGAGAAAGAGAGAGAGAGAGAAAACACACAAACACACACACAACCCAGUGGUGAUCAUGUAGAAUUGUGACACGAUUGGCCGAAUUCCUGUACGAAUCUUAGUGCCAAAUUUUGGUCAUUGCAAACAUUAUAAAGUUGAAUGAAGUUGGUAUUUAUUGUUGACUGCAAUGCAGCAAAUGAUUAAAAAAAACAAAGAGUUUUUGUGGGGGAAAACAAGAGAAUUCUAAACUUAAAGACAGCAUCUCUCAAACAGGGAUCUGUGUAGAUAAAUGACUGUAGAUAUUUAAUCUUGUAGAUAAACUGUGUGUAGAUAGCAAGUGUUCCUGUUUUUCUCUCAUCGUUUUGAGAUGAAAUGGCGUGUUGUAAUUUUCUAUAUAAACCCGGAAAAUUAAAAAAAAAUGAGCGUGCGCA